Molecule: messenger RNA, 793 nt
Organism: Orbicella faveolata
Lineage: Eukaryota; Metazoa; Cnidaria; Anthozoa; Scleractinia; Merulinidae
Source: RefSeq, a predicted model, not a curated record
UGGGAAGAAUUUCCUAAUGUAGUGGGUGCAAUAGACACCACACCACAUGAGAUCUAUCGACCUCUAAUUGAACCACAGCGGCCGUUCUAUAGUGGCUAUCGGCACUAUCACUGUAUGAAUACUCAACUAGUGAUGGACAAUGAAGGACAUAUCCGCUUUGUUCAGGCUGGAUUCCUAGGGAGCACGCACGAUGCAGUUUCCUUUCGACUGAUGGAACCUAUUGGUCCGGGGCGCAACUUGGAUCUACCACCCAAUGCAAAGCUUCUAGCUGAUAAGGCGUAUCCAGAUGGUGGGUCACUACUGACACCCGUGAGAGCUAACCAGAUGCCCAAGGAAAUGGAAACCUAUAAAGCCAUAGGCCAGAUUUGGCGGCACCCACGCUGGCUCAUGCCUGUGUGCGUGGAGUUGGUUGCUCUUUUGUCUGAAAGAAGGGUGAGACUCUUCGAAACAGUCUAGAAGAUACGGCGAAAGGUAACCUCAACAGUUCUCCACAAAUGCGCACACGUUCUAUUUACGUACUGAGCUGUCUGUAGACGCAGAGUAAUUUUGAAUGCUGAAACGAAAUUAGUUCUUGUUUGGGCACGUUUUUGCGUGUGCACUUAGUCAUCCGAGUUAUUUGUUCUUGCCAUCGAAUAACAGACAUAUUGCAGUUGUUGUAGUUAAGCUUUAUGAACGUAUCCAAGCGGCAUCUGGAUCGUGAACACAAAUUGCAUCUAGAUCUGUUCAAUGAAAAAGAGUUUAAUAACAUCGUGUUUAUUUGCCUGUUGUAGGCGUACGUGCGGGAGUUUUAUCU